AUGAAGCCAUCUAAGUCCUCUUUACUCUUCUUUACUACGUUUGUUAAUCUCUAUCCUACUAAGAUCUUAGUUGAUACCGGAGCAUCUACUACUUUUAUUCAUGAAAAAUUAUUACAACAUUUAACCAAGUAUCAAAUUCUAAAUCGAACCUCAUACUCUUUUCUUUUGGCAGAUGGUGUUGCGCCUUUUCACGUGUCAGGAUCCGUUUGUUUGACCAUUCGUUUCGCACAUGUGGACACGACUAUCGAAGCUCAGGUCGCUCGUAAUCUUUGUACUAAUAUUAUCCUAGGGAUGGAUUAUAUCAAUCGCUAUAAUUUAAGUUUUGAUGUAAAACGCCAACUUCUAUCGAUUGAACAUAAUGAUCGUAUCCUCACUAUGGCUAUUGAUCGUGAGUCACCAAGCCGUGAGCUAUCUGUUCUUUCACUACAGUCAGUUAACAUUCAACCUUAUACUACUUGUUCUAUUUCUAUUGCUUCUCCUGUUGCAUCUAUCUGUACUUCUUUCACUCCUGCACAUACCUUAGUUCAAGAUAAGUAUUUAACUCCUACUCACACGUUGCUCCAUUUUCACAACUUUCAUUCUACCGCUUCGUUUACGAACACGUCGUCUAAGCCUCAAUUUAUUCGUCGUGGAGAUCAUCUCGGCUUUCUUACAGAUUGUCUUGAAUCUCCCUUGUUAUCUGUUACGUCUCCAUCGUUCUUCGUAACACCUGACCGGAAUCCAUGUUCUGACACUUUGUCAGUCUCAUCUGAUUCCUUCGUAUCGAAUUCUAACUCUACACGCUAUUCUAUUUCCAUCGAUUCACGAGGUUCCAUCUCAUGUAAUACUAUUCCGUUGCUUCCUAAUUCUAUUGACACUCGUAUUCGUUCAUUGAUACCUUCCUCACUCGAUUCCAAUCAAAGCGAUCGUUUAUAUACGUUGUUAACUCGAUUUGUAUCAACCUUUGAUACAAGUAAACACAAUAUUGCGAACACUUCUAUUAAUCAUGUUAUUAAUACAGUUCCUCAUUCUCCACCGGCUUGUCGGUUUUAUCCACAACCGGAUAAAGAGGACGCUAUGUAUCAAUUGAUGCAGGAAUUUCUUCAGGCAGGUUUAAUCUCGGAAUCACAUUCACCGUACGCCGCACCCGCUAUUCUAAUCAAGAAGAAAGAUAACUCAUAUAGAUUUGUAGUAGAUUAUAAACGAUUGAAUUUAAUUACUAUUAAAGAUUCUUCGCCGUUACCCAAUAUCGAAGAUACACUUCGUAAAUUAGGUCGUGGAUAUAGUUAUUUCUCAAAGCUUGACUUAAAGUCAGGUUUCUAUCAAAUUCCAAUAAGAGAGUCAGAUAAAGCGAAGACUGCGUUUGUCACACCUUUUGGACUAUAUCAAUUCAAUGUCUUACCUAUGGGAUUAAAAAACUCACCUCCCACCUUUCAGAAAGUCAUGUCGGACACGCUAAAAUCAUGUAGAGCGUUUUCAUUUGUCUAUCUCGAUGACAUCGUGGUCUUCUCCACCUCGUUUGAUGACCAUAUACAACAUUUAAAUGCGGUCUUAACUGCGCUACAGUCAAAACAUUUAGUUCUCAAUCCUCCCAAGUGCAUAUUCGCUGCUCAGGAAAUUGAUUAUCUCGGUCACACGAUCACAAGGAAUCGCAUGACUCCGCUUAAAGAACGCAUUGAUUUUAUUCUUUCUCUCAACGAGCCCAAGACGCUUUCUCAAGCGAAUAAAUUUAUAGGUUCUUUGAGUUGGUAUCGUAAAUUUAUUCCUCAUUUCGCUGCUGUAGCCGCUCCUAUCCAUGCAGUCAUUAACUUAACUAGAGGUAAACGCCAUAAGUUUCAAUGGCAUGAUGCUCAGUCUGAAGCAUUUCAUACACUCAAACAAAUGCUUACUACUGAACCCUUAUUUCUUAGUUAUCCAGUCGAUGACAUUCCUUUGAUACUCUCGACUGAUGCUAGUGGCAUCGGCCUUGGAGGUGUGCUACAACAGGAGAUAGAAGGCGAAAUCCACAACUUGUAUUAUCAUUCGCAACUCAUGACUUCUACUGAACGUAAAUAUAGUACUAUCGAAAAAGAAGCCCUUGCAAUUUAUAAAUGUUUUGCACGAAUGCGAACCUUUUUGUUAGGUCGUACUAUUAUUCUUCGUACAGAUCAUUGUCCACUCUGUCAUAUCAUGGAAAAAUCAGUUCAUAAUACACGCGUAGAUCGUAUUACUCAUUUGAUUCAAGAAUAUAAUAUUGAUAAAGUUAUCCAUAUCACAGGCAAAGAGAAUUGUCUUCCUGACUUUCUCUCACGUUAUGCGAAUGAUAUCGACGAUGACCUUUUCGAAAUUGAUUAUGGUUUAGAGAAUAAACAGAGUAUACUUGCUUCCAUGGUGCUACGAUCUCAUACAANGUCGUUUUCUUCUAAAAUCUUGUAA
This is a messenger RNA of Adineta ricciae, 2394 nucleotides long. The record is from the annotation of a GenBank genome assembly. Lineage: Eukaryota; Metazoa; Rotifera; Eurotatoria; Adinetida; Adinetidae.